CAGGCGCAGGUACAUGCUUUUAAAUGCUGUAAUCCAGACUGCAAAGUGAGUGCAGGUUGUGUGGAAGUCGCCAUUGAGAGGAAUGCUAUGCAGAGCCUACUGUGUAGCAAAUGGAGUGUGCAGUCGAACAGCCAGAUGUUCCUCUCAUGUGAUUAGAUCAUAAGAACCUGAUCAACAAUGGGACGUUUUUUGGCUGAUCUGCUCAUACUGCUGCUGAUUUCUAUAGGACACGUUUACGCAGUUUCCUUCUAUGGAAAUGGCUACAUCCACCUGCGAACAAUAGAAAAGUCCAUUCAGACGUUAAUCCACGUACGAUUUCGUACCUCGUGCCAGUCUGGGCUGCUGUUUUUGGCAGCGGGACACCGGGACUUUUUACUUCUUGAGCUGAUGUCUGGACGCCUCCAGGUACGUCUGAACCUGGGCUCAGGUGAGCGGUCGCUACGUUCGGAGAGGGGCACCCAUCUUAACGAUCUGGCUUGGCACACAGUGGAACUGAACCACACACACCACAACGUCAACAUGAUUGUGGACCGAACCUCUCGCACCACUCUCCGAAUGCCAGGACCAGAUUUGGAGCUCAGCAUCGAGGACGGGCUCCUUGUUGGCGGGACAGCCGGACUAAACCACCCUUACCUUCGAAACAUCUCGGCUGGGUUUAGAGGUUGCUUGGAUGAGGCCGUCUUCAAUGAACACAACCUACUGUCCAGCCUUCAGGCACAUUCUGGGCACAAGAGCAUCCACGAGGUGUCCCAGGGUUGUAGUCCACAGUUUUCAGCAACAGAAGAAGAUCCUGUCAGGUUCUCCAGCUCUAAAGCGUUCAUCUCUCUUCCACAAUGGGAAGUCCUCCAAGAGGGCACGUUUGAGUGUGAACUUCACCCUUCGUGGAAAGAUGAAAAUGGACUUGUGUUGUACAGCUCUGGGAGUCAAGGAGGGUUCGUCUCCAUCGAGAUCAGAAACGGUCACCUUGUGGCAUCGCUGGGAAACGGAGAGGGUAGUAAAACCGAGCUGCACUCACUGACACAUGUCUACAGCAAGCACACUUGGUACCCCAUCCAGCUGCUCCUGCUACCUGAUAGCAUCCAGCUGAAGGUGGGCAAGGAGUUGGUGAAGGCCAGCCUGAGUCAGGAGCUCCAGGCCAUCCAGCUCAAAGGGCCUCUCUUCCUUGGAGGGCUGGAUGACGUUGCUCUGGGAAAAGCAAGAAGUGCAGGAUUUUCAUCUGUUCCUUUUGGAGAAGGAGAAGGAGGAAGAUCAUUUAAAGGCUGCCUCCAAAAAAUUAGGGUGAACACUCAAAAAAGUGGCUUACCUCAUGCCAUGGUCACCAAGGACGUUACUGUGGGCUGCAACGUAGGCCAAGCCCCAAAGGUAGUGAUCCUUUCCAGUCCAACAGACCUCCCGGAGUUUGAUGUUACCACUUCGCAGAUGACCAGCAACAAGAGAGACACAAAACUACUGCUGCUUCGAACGCUGGAGGUAGCCGAAGGAGGCCAGGCGCUGCUUGAACCCAAACACAUGAAGGUGAAUCUGGACUUUCGCAAACUGGGGAUCCAUCCAUCACAGCUGAUGUGCCUCGUCGUGGAGCCCCCCGUUCACGGUCAGCUGCGUUUGAAUCCCAGCCCAGAUCCAAACGGGUUGCCCGAGGAAACGCAGGAAAGGACCAUCGGAAUAGGGGCAGAGGAGAAGGAUCGAACUUUCAGCAUGCUGGACCUGUGGCAGGGCCGGGUUAUGUAUGUCCACAGUGGCUCAGAGGACCAGAAUGACUUCUUCACCUUUUCGAUCUUCUCUAACAAUGAGAAGGAAUUGCCCAUAUUCCCAGAAGACAGUCAUCUGCACCGGUUUAACAUCAGCAUCGCUCCAGUUAACGACGCUCCUGUCCUCAGCUUGCCACAAGGGAACCUUUUUACUCUGCCGGAGAAGUCCAAACGACAGUUGACUACAGACAUGUUGAGAGUCUCAGACCCUGACAGCAGUCCUGAGGAUCUUGUUUUUAGCUCAAUGGGGAACCUCAAUUCGGAGGCUGGUUAUCUGGAGAACCAAGAUUACCCCGGCAGGCCCAUAAACGUGUUCUCUCUAAAUGAUCUAGAGGAGGGUAAGAUCUGCUUUGUACACACAGGAGUUUCUGCCUCCAGGCUGGUCCUCAGAGCCAGUGAUGGACAUAAAGUCAGCAACGCAGUAGUUUUGAGGAUCAUGGCGGUGACACUCGAAUACAAACUGGUGAAUAAAACUGGACUGGAGGUGAACCAGGGGGAAGCUGCCAUCAUCAGCAGCAGUCACCUUGCUGUAUGGGUCAAUGUGGCAGACAGUUCAGUAGACGUGUGGUUUGACGUAACAGAGUUGCCACAGUUUGGUGAGAUCCAGAGGUUGCACUCAAGUGGCGAAUGGAAAUCCACCACCUUUUUCUCACAGAGACUAUUGGAAAAGGAAAGAAUCCGAUAUAUCAACACCUACCAGGGAAUUCAGACUCAGGGCAACAUCACAGACCAGUUCAAAUGUAAAAUAGUCAUCACAUCAACAGCCAAAGAGGAGGUUGUUUUCCCCAUAGAGAUCCGCUGGAUUCAACUGAAGGUAACGCGGAGCAAGAUGGAAGUGACUGGCCUUGAGAGCGCCGUUCUCACUCCUGAAGACCUUCACGUGAUUUGUAAAGGUGUUAAACUGAGCGAGAGUGACCUUUUCUUCAGAGUCCUGACAGUUCCAAAGAAGGGUCGCUUGUUCCUCAACCAGAAGGUUCUGCAGAGGAACUCAACCUUCAGCCAAGAGAACGUCACAGAGGGUUUGGUCAAGUACGAACUCUUCAACAGGCUGCACGAUGACGCGAGAGAUUCCUUCAGCUUCCAGGUGUUUUCUACUCACGCCGCUUCCACGCCUUAUGACUUCAGAAUCAACAUUAGAGCCGAGUCAAGUGCAGCGACGAUUGUAAAUAAAGGCCUUUCAAUCCUCGAGGGAGCAAGCAAAGUAAUUACGAAGGACAUUUUGUUCACUCACGUGGCGAGUAACCGGGAGGUUCAUUAUAAUGUCACAGUGAGGCCCAGGCACGGGCAGUUACGAAAGAUCAACCUGUCCAACUCGACUUCCAUCAACGACAACAUAGCGACGUUCACCAAUCGGGACAUCACGGAGGAGCGGGUCAUGUACGUCCACGACGACAGCGAGACCAAACAGGAUUCCUUCGUGUUUCAAAUCGCCGUGUACAAACCGCACAAACACGCGACCAAGAAGGAGGACGGAAACGCCGCGGAGCACACCUUCAACAUCUCCGUGCAGCUCGUCAACGACCAGAGGCCAGUCAGGGUCGUCGAUAAGGUCUUCCACGUGGCCCGCGACGGACAGAGGUUGGUGACGCUAAAAGACCUGCGUUAUCGUGACGAUGACUCGGACUUUGAGGACAGCUGGCUGGUCUACACGCGGAGGGGGAUCCCAAUGGGGGAGCUGGUGCUGGCCAGUGAUCCCAGCCACAGGCUGUACGAGUUCACACAGCGGGACCUUGAGCAGAACAAGGUGUUGUUUAUCCACGGUGGGGUGAGUUUUGGACGCUUUGUGCUUUUCGUGACAGAUGGGAAACAUUAUGUUUCAGCGUUGCUGGAGGUGAUGGCGCAAGAUCCAUACCUGCAGGUGGAGAACAACACGGGUCUCAUGGUCCAGCAGGGUGGGCUUGCAGCCCUGACUUCUGUUAACCUCAGCGUCAUCAGCAACCUGGACAUUCGGGACCCUCAAGAAGUGACUUUCGAAGUUUACGUUCCACCUAAACACGGCGUGCUCUGCCUUAAUGACGGGCAGAAGGAGGCGAUCAUAGGAACCGAUGCCAUUUCAGUCUUUACCCAGAGAGACCUGGUGGCGGGGCGCCUGGCCUACCACCACAGCGGAGGGCACGAGUUGCUGGAUGUUUUCAACGUGACGGCGAGAGCCAGAGAAAGAAGCACAGAGAGGCUGACUGAAAGAGGGAGGAGAGAGGUGCAGCUGGAUAUUGGAGUGCCGGUGAAAAUAUAUUUAGAGAGUCACCACAGGCCUCCAACCGUUAAAACCAACCGUCCAGUCGUGGUGGCCGAGGGACAGAAUACCUCCAUAAGCAGAGAAGAUGUAGAGGUGGUGCAUGAGGACAGUCUACCAUCAGAGAUAGUCUUCACCGUCCAAGUCCCUCCUACUGUGGGCAUCAUUUAUAGAUCAUCUGCCAACAAAAAUCGAGAAAAUGUACAAGGAGAAAAGCAGGACCUUGUAAAGGGUUUCAAGGAGCAGCCUACAACUUCCUUUACACAAGAAGAUCUCAACCAUAGAUCAAUUAUGUAUCAGCAUCAGGGUGCAGGAAGCAUCAAUGACACUAUCAUCUUGGAAGCAACCAAUGGGGUGACAAAGGUUGGGCCUAUCAGGGUGGUGAUAGACGUCAUACCUAUCCUGCUUCCCCUACAGGUGUUGAACCUGACCCUGGAUGAAGGGUCCUCCCUGCCUCUCACAUCAAGCAUUAUCCAGGUUGCCAGUCAUCACUUUUCAGGGUUGAAUUUCCUUUACCAGGUCAUUAUUCCACCGAAGUUUGGACACUUGGAGCACAGCCGUAUCCCAGGGAUGCCCAUCAAUGCUUUUACGCACACAGAGGUGGAGCGGGAGUACAUCUCCUAUGUCCAUGAUGGCAGUGAAACACUGAAGGACAACUUCACAAUUAUAGCCAAUCAAACAGAGAUGAAAAAGCACAGCUUGCCAUCCACUGUUUACAUCACAGUCACACCCGUCAAUGACGAGACCCCUGUUGUGACCACCAACCGUGGCCUAAAGGUGUGGGUGGGUUCUGUCACAGAAAUAAGCACCGACGAACUCAGUGCAGAUGACUCAGAUACGCCCCCUGAGGGCCUGGAGUUCGUCGUCACCCCCCCGAGCAACGGUCACUUGGCUCUGAAGCGCGCUCCCUCCAGACACAUCCUGAACUUUACCCAAAAUCAUAUCCAGAGCAGACAGCUGGUGUUUGUGCACAGCGGUCCACUAUCAGGGGGCUUUCACUUUCAGGUGAACGAUGGGGUUAACUUUGCUCCUCGGCAGAUCUUCAGCACCACGGCCCACGCUCUGGUACUUACUUUACAGAAGAACCAUCCUAUGGAGGUUUACCCAGGCUCUGUGACUCCGAUCUCAGAGCAGGAGCUUCAGGUUGUUACAAACAACGUCAGUGACAUCAGAAAGAACCAGUCCGUGGUUUUUGCCGUGACCGCUCCUCCCAAAUUUGGUCGCCUGGUCCGGAGAAUGCCCGAUGAUUCUUUCAGAAAUAUUUCCACAUUUACUCAAAGCAUGGUGAAUGACGGCUUGAUCCUGUAUGAUCAGAACAAGCCAGAGUCAGUCGGGUGGUCAGCGGCAGACUCCUUCUCUUUCACCGUGUCCUCUCCUCCGGCUUUUCUGCCUCCGCACACCUUCACCAUUUUGAUUUCCUACCAAGCCAACGAACACCUCGGCAGUCCUCAACAUAGAACUAGACUGCUAAACAACGCAGGUGCCGUAGUGGCUGAAGGAGGCCGGGUGACAAUUGACCGCUCCAAGCUCGAUGCCUCCAACCUGCUGGGAAACCUUCCAGAGUUCCACAGAAAGAACCACCACAUCAUGUACCGAGUGAUUUCUCUGCCCCGGCACGGAGCGCUGACCAUACAGGGACACAAUCUCACCAGGAGCCAGACAGAUUUCUCACAAGCCACCCUGAACAAGUUCGGCAUCAUGUACCUCCACGACGACUCAGAGACGACAAAGGACAGCUUCACCUUUCGAGCCUGGGUGGCCCCUUUGCAUCAUUCCUCUUCCUCGCUAUCCUUGUCUGCCUUUUCCUCCGACUCCUCGUCUUCCACCUCAUUCUCCCCUCCCCACUCUUCAUCGUCGUCAUCCUCCUUUCCGGCUCUGGGCACUGCCUCUCAUCGCCACGCUGCCGCGGACACAGUGGCAGUGACAGAGAUGUUCAACAUCACGGUGACGCCCGUCAACGACCACCCUCCGCUGAUCAGGAGCAGAGCUCCCAGCAUGAAGGUUGUGGUUGGGGAGAGAGUCAUCCUCGGACCUGACAACCUCCAGGUUGAGGACCAUGACACUCCACCAGAGGAGCUACACUACCUUGUGAUCAGUAAGCCCAACAACGGGUACCUGACGUUGGGAGAAAGACCAGAGCCAGUGACCUCUUUCACCCAAUACGACGUCAACCACGGCCGACUACAUUUUACGCAGCAGGGUGAGGUCUCGACUGGGGUUUUCUACUUCAACGUGACGGACGGCCAUCACCGACCGCUCUACAAACUGUUUAGCUUGGAGGUGGUUAAGCCGUCUGUAUCCAUGGUCAACAACACCGGGUUGUCGUUUGUGCAAGGCCGCACGGCGGUGGUGCUGACAACCAAUCAGCUGGCGGCUCAAACCAACGGUCAGAGGCAGGCCAAUAUCUCCUAUACAGUCACCAAGCACCCACGCCAUGGUCGCAUUGCUAUCAACGACCAGGAGGUCACCACCUUCCGGCACGAGGACCUCCAGUUAGGUCGGGUUGUCUAUCACAUGACUGAUCUCAGCGAAUCAGAGGACAGCUUCCAGAUAUCAGUGUCAGCCUGGUCCACUGGUGUUGACUAUGGGAGAGUAACGGGGCAGACUGUUAAUGUUACUGUGAGGCCUCUGGUCUACCUCAGAGAGCCGGUUAGGGUCCCAAGUGGUAUCGCAGUGAAAUUGGGCAAAGCCAUGAUUGAUGCCUCAGAGCUUGCCAGAAUCAGCAGAGUCGAUCCGGUCUUUGAGGUUCUUUCUCCACCGAAACAUGGAAAAUUAGUCAAGAUCACCUACGACCCCAACCAUGCAUCAGAGGCGCUGAGGUCAUUUACUUUCAGGGACGUGGUGCAGGGCCGAGUUGCCAUCGAAGAGACUCUCAGUGACGCCGACAGCCAGAUCCACAAUAACGAAUCCUCGCUCACAAAAGCCCUCGGCCACACACCAGCCACGCCCCUUAACGAUUCCUUCACCUUCCUGCUAAAGGCUGGAAACGUCCAGCCGGCAAAGGGUGAGCUUCACUUCACCAUCUUCCCCCACCACCAAAUGCGUCAUGGCACGAGAGGUUUCCACAAAGCGCGCGGCGCAAGUCACGAACGCACCACCGCCCAUUUGGGAUUACACAACAGAACGACUCUCGGAGCUGGGCACGGAGAGUCCGUGAUGCACAGUACGACUGCUGAGAGCUUGCACCCGUACGUUCUGUCGAAUAAAAACCACAGCAAGACCCAGCGGAAGGUGAAGCACCACGGCCGCUGGGGGAACCGUACGCGCAGUCACGGGGGAAGAACAGGGGGCGGCCCAGACGUAGCAGUAGAAGGGCACACUCACGCCCCACAGCCUCACACUCCUCCCGUCCCAGAAAUGCAGGUUCCAAUAAGCCCUCCAAUCCCCGACCUGGUUCAAGUCGAGAUCCUCCCCCGUCCUGCCUCUGACCCGCUCCUCAUUAUCCUGCCGCUGCUUGCCUGUUUGCUUCUCAUCAUAAUCCUCGUGGUUCUGAUUCUGGUGUUUCGCCACCGCAAAGAGAAACAAGCUCGGCGGCGGCUGAUGCACGAACUGGCUGCAAUGCAGCUGCCCAGCGAGGACAGUCCGUACAUGGGACGGCCGGAGAGAAGUGUGGCCAUGCCCAACGUGCUGGUCACCCAGCUAGGCUCUGCAAGUUGCCCCACCUCCCCCAGGAUACCCAUGAGCCCCAGGAGGAGUCUGGCUCCAGGAACGACCUUCUGGGGGCCGUUUGAAUCUGAUUCAGCGGGUAGAGAUGGAAGCGUCAGAGGUCGUAACAGUAGCCAAAGAGAUACUUUAGGUCAUGGUAAUAUGCCCCAAGUUUUUCCUGCAGAAUAUAAAACCUCUUGGAGAUCCCGGUCCCCUACACCAACUCUUAAAGACGGCCAGUACUGGGUUUGAAGACAAGUCAUUCGUACACAAACUGUGCCUUAUAAAGCAGUAUUAAUAGAUGUGUUUGCUUUCUACGGGCCCUAUGUGGCAUUUCAGGCCCAUCUAACUUAUGUGUUUAGAAAAGACCAAAUGUACGUUUCUAAUUUAGUUAGUCUGACUUCGGUUUUUAUUUUUAGCUUUUACGAUGAAAGUUUCAUGCGACUAUUCGUGUCUUAGGGGCAAGAGUUUCUGGGGUUACAGUCAAAUAAAUUAACAGGGAAGGCUAUUAUUGUAAUUUUGAAAAUACUGCUAGACAGUAAAGUUAAACAUUAAAAGCAAAUGCACGUUGGCUUAUUCAGUUCAACUCAGUUUAUUUAUAUAGCGGCAAUUCACAACACAUCAAUUCAAGGCACUUUACAAAGUCAGCUCUAUCGAAUCGUG
Fundulus heteroclitus (mummichog) is the source of this 8289-nucleotide messenger RNA. Its product is annotated as chondroitin sulfate proteoglycan 4. The record is from RefSeq and is a predicted model, not a curated record. The transcript is spliced from 22 exons. NCBI's taxonomy places the organism in Eukaryota, Metazoa, Chordata, Actinopteri, Cyprinodontiformes, Fundulidae. Bases 178 to 7878 code for a protein of 2566 amino acids.